CGCAUGCGUGAAGGAAUCCGGUCGGCCCGCAGCUGACACCUCUCGCCUGUGUCAGCAAAAAGCAGGCGGAUCGUAGCAGGCCGGCAACGUAGUGAGCGGCCCGGGAGAGGGGAACCAACCGACGGGGGCAUGGACGGCUGGGCGAUGUGGACGGUGCUGGGCGCCUUUUGCUUGCAGUGCGGGCUCGGAGCGGAUGACAUGGUGGUGGGAUGCGGGGGGUUCGUGAAGUCGGACGUGGACAUCAACUAUUCGCUGAUCGAGAUAAAGUUAUACACCAAGCAAGGCACGCUGAAAUACCAGACCGACUGCGCUCCUAAUAACGGAUACUUCAUGAUUCCUCUGUAUGAUAAGGGGGAUUUUGUGCUGAAGAUUGAGCCGCCCCUAGGGUGGAGUUUUGAGCCAACCAGCGUCCCUCUUCACGUGGAUGGAGUGAACGACAUCUGUACAAAAGGGGAAGAUGUCAAUUUUGUAUUUACUGGGUUUUCAGUCAGUGGGAAGGUGCUUAGCCGGAACCAGAAUUUGGGUCCAGGUGGAGUUCAUGUCACCAUGCGAAGAGCAGGGAGUGGAGGCAGCUUUCAGACAACGGUUACUCAACCUGGCGGGAAGUUUUCCUUCAAUAAAGUGCUUCCAGGAGAUUAUGAGAUCAUUGCAUCCCACCCCACUUGGACCUUAAAAGAGGCAGCAGCAAUGGUACAAGUGAAAAAUUCCAAUGCCCAAAUAGCAAGCCCGCUUGUUGUCGCUGGCUAUGAUGUGUCUGGUGCCGUUCGUAGCGAUGGCGAACCAAUGAAAGGCGUCAUGUUUCUGCUGUUCUCAUCAUCUAUCAGCCGAGAGGAUAUUUUAGGCUGCAAUCUGUCACCCGUUGAGGGCUUUCAAGGAAAAGAUGAGUCUGUUUCAUACCUGUGUCACGCCACCUCUAAAGACGAUGGAUCCUUUACUUUCUUGUCACUGCCAAGCGGGGAUUACAGCGUGAUCCCAUUUUACAGGGGGGAGAGGAUUACAUUUGACGUUGCACCAUCCAGGAUGGAUUUCACUGUAGUACACGACAGCCUUAAGUUACAGCCGAUCUUUCACGUCAUGGGAUUUUCUGUCACAGGACGUGUGUUGAAUGGGCCAGAUGGUGAAGGUGUGGCGGAUGCUGUGGUUACACUUAACAACCAGAUGAAUGUUAUGACCAAUGCUGAUGGAUCCUUCCGUCUGGAGAACAUGACUGCGGGUACAUACAGCAUUGAUGCGCGGAAGGAACAUGUAUUCUUUGAUACGCUCACGGUGAAGAUUGCGCCAAACACGCCACAGCUUGCUGAUAUUGUGGCAGCGAGAUUCAGUGUGUGCGGAGAUAUUUCUAUCACACAUUUUCCUGAAAGUAUGAAGACGAUGAGUAAAUAUAAAGUCACGCUGACAUCGCAAGACAAAGACAGGAUGUCAGUCCUGACAACGGAGUCCGACUCUCAUGGAGCCUUCUGCUUCCAGGCUAGAAGAGGAUCGUACAAUAUACAGGUCUCCAUUCCAGAACCUGAGGCUAAAGCCGGACUGGCAUUAAAACCAUAUGUGUUCCCUGUGACUGUGACAGACAAACCUGUGAUGGAUGUGUCGUUCUCCCAAUUUGUGGCUUCUGUUUCGGGCAAAGUAUCUUGUCUCGAUGCUUGUGGGGAUCUGACUGUGACAUUGCAGUCAGUGAGCCGGCACAGAGAGAAGCGUUCUGUCCAGGUCUCCAGCAAAUCAGAAGGGGUGACUUUCACUUUUGAGGAUGUCUUACCCGGCAAAUAUAAAGCGAGUAUCAUUCAGGAAGACUGGUGCUGGAAGAAUAAGUCUCUGGAGUUUGAGGUUACAGAGGAUGACGUUGUUGGCAUUGAGUUCAGGCAGACUGGUUACAUGCUCAGAUGUUCCCUCUCCCAUGGCAUAACUCUGGAAUUUUACCAAGAUGGAAAUGCCCCAGAGCAUGUUGGUGUGUAUAAUCUAACAAAAGGAGUAAAUAGAUUCUGCCUAUCAAAACCAGGUGUUUACAAGGUCACCCCGCGGUCCUGCCAUCGGUUUGAACACGCUUAUUACACAUAUGAUACGUCCUCGCCUAGUAUCCUUACCCUUACUGCAGUCCGACAUCAUGUCCUCGGAGCCAUAACAGCCGAUAAACUAAUGGAUGUGACCGUCACCAUUAAAUCUUCCAUAGACACUGAACCAGCCCUGGUCUUGGGACCUCUGAAAUCCAUUGAGGAGACACGGAGAGAGCAGCAGCUGGCUGAGAUUCAGGCUCGUAGGUUGGAGAGAGAGAAAUCCGGUGCAGAGGAGGCGGACGUCCAACCGCCAACCCAGGAGGUUGUAGAGGAGCUCCGGGGGCCCUUUACAUAUGAGUUCUCCUACUGGGCAAGAUCGGGCGAGAAGAUCACAGUGACCCCUUCAUCUAAAGAACUUCUCUUCUACCCCCCCUCUGUGGAGACUGUCGUCAGUGGAGAAAGCUGCCCAGGAAAGCUGAUUGAAAUUCAUGGCAAAGCUGGCUUGUUUCUGGAGGGACAGAUACACCCGGAGUUAGAGGGAGUUGAGAUUGUAAUCAGUGAAAAAGGAGCCGCUUCCCCUCUCAUUACCGUUUUUACUGAUGAUAAAGGUUCAUACAGUGUGGGACCCCUACACAGUGACCUGGAGUACACCAUUUCUGCUCAGAAGGAAGGCUUCGUGCUGACUGCUGUAGAUGGGACCGUCGGAGACUUCAAUGCUUUCGCCCUUGCAGGUGUUACAUUUGAGAUCCGGUCAGAAGAUGAGCAGCCCCUGGCUGGAGUUCUCUUGUCACUCAGUGGUGGAAUGUUCCGCUCCAAUCUCCUCACCCAAGACAACGGGAUGUUAACCUUCUCCAACCUGAGCCCUGGUCAGUAUUAUUUUAAACCCAUGAUGAAGGAGUUUCGUUUUGAACCUUCCUCUCAGAUGAUAGAGGCACAAGAAGGGCAGAAUUUGAAGAUUAAAAUCAUUGGCUAUCGGACGGCAUACAGCUGUUAUGGAACGGUGUCCUCUCUGAAUGGUGAACCGGAGCAGGGAGUGUCUGUGGAAGCGAUGGGCCAAAACGACUGCUCGAUAUUUGGUGAAGACACGGUCACGGAUGAGGAGGGCAAAUUCAGGCUUCGAGGGUUAAGGCCGGGAUGUGUCUACCAUGUUCAGUUGAAGGAGGAAGGCAAUGACCAUAUUGAACGUGCUUUGCCUUCAUAUCGGGCCAUACAGGUUGGAAGUAGUGAUAUAGAAGAUGUGAACAUUAUUGCUUUCCGUCAAAUCAACCAAUUUGAUCUGAGUGGAAAUGUAAUGACGUCACCCGAACACCUCUCUACUCUUCUGGUAAAGCUGUAUAAAAGUGAAAAUCUGGACAACCCAAUACAGUCGGUGUCUCUAGGACAAUCCCUUUUUUUCCAUUUCCCUCCCCUACUCAGAGAUGGCGAGACCUAUGUUGUACAGCUGGGCUCUACUCUGCCUAAAUCUCAGUAUGACUACAGCCUGCCCCAGUUUUCGUUUAGCACACACGGCUACCAUAAACACCUCACCUUCACCUUCUAUCCUACGAGAAAGUUACCUGAACAAGAUGUCGUCCAGGGCUCCUACCUGGCGCUGCCUCUCACCUUACUGCUGCUGUUGGCCGGUUACAAGUACGAUAAGUUGGUUCCCCUGCUGCUGCAGCUGACAAGCCGCCUGCAAGGAGUUCGUGCUCUUGGACAGACAGGAGCUGACACUGCCAACCCAGAGGAUGCAAAAAGACUUCAAAAAAGACCAAAGACACGAAGGACGUGAAGAAGCGGUACCGUGGUGUGAAGUGACAAAGUCAUGCUCCAGACCCUUGGGGACAUGUUAUGGAAACUCCUUGGCUUGAAAGAAAUUCCAGACUUCAAAUAACAGUCUCUCGGCACUACAUGACCCCCCCCCCCCCCUCCUCCUUUUUAAAUGUAACUUGUUUUGUACAUUGUGGAUGUAUAUAAGCAGAUCUUGGAACAUGAUUUAACUUGGAAUUGAAGAAAUUUGACCACUUAUUUUGUAAUUUUUUCCACUGGAGAUAACUUAUUUUUUAUCAUAAAUGAAAUACCUGGUGGCCGGCGACUUAUACAUGAAGCAAAGUAAUUUCGUCUUUGCAAAUGGUUUCCCAAGGAAGCUUAAAUAAAGAGUAACAUGGUUUCCCCUUUCUA
Molecule: messenger RNA, 4148 nt
Organism: Bufo gargarizans (Asiatic toad)
Lineage: Eukaryota; Metazoa; Chordata; Amphibia; Anura; Bufonidae
Product: nodal modulator 3-like
Exons: 31
Coding region: 130-3759 (1209 amino acids)
Cellular component (GO): endoplasmic reticulum membrane
Molecular function (GO): carbohydrate binding
Source: RefSeq, a predicted model, not a curated record